Messenger RNA from Fomitiporia mediterranea MF3/22, 1458 nucleotides. RefSeq lists its product as uncharacterized. The transcript has 3 exons. Gene Ontology annotation, cellular component: endoplasmic reticulum. NCBI's taxonomy places the organism in Eukaryota, Fungi, Basidiomycota, Agaricomycetes, Hymenochaetales, Hymenochaetaceae. Gene Ontology annotation, molecular function: ubiquitin binding. The record is from RefSeq and is a predicted model, not a curated record. The coding region runs from base 1 to 1458 and encodes 485 amino acids.
AUGCUCUCAAUAGCCAAACUCUUGGGGUCGCUCGUCCGCAUCCUCCUAUACCCACUCACAACAUCCCUAUCAACACUCCAGCGUUUGUUUAUCUACUUUACGACCUGGCUGCCGAGUACAUCCAGGCGCCACGUCGCUAAUGAUGCAGCCAGCGUUGCAGAUCGCUGGGUACGCGAACUCGAAGAAGAGACAGGUGCGAUUCGCGAGAGUCGUUUGAGCGAUUUGAAUGCUUCUUCCUCCGCGAGUGGUGCAGACGCUCAAGCAGGACCUGGUCCGAGUACGCUGAGCAGACGAAAUGAGAGUGCGCGCGCUACUCGGUUGCAGAUACCUGAGUUUUAUCUUGGGAGCUAUGAAAAUGCGCUUAGGGAGGCGCAGAGAGAUGCACGUUUGCUAUGUAUUGUUAUUGUUAGUGAGGAACACGAAGAUGUACCCGAGUUCAAAAGAACGACCUUGGUCGACCCAGAGUUCAACAAGAUUCUCAGGAGUAACGAUUUUUUGGUAUGGGGUGGAGACGUUAGGGACUACGAAGCCUCUCAAGCCUCACAAAAACUCGGAGCAACAACCUACCCCUUCGUCGCCUUCCUCGCUAACCAACCCCGUGGCGGUUCUCGAGGAUCAACAAGCUCACCCGUUCUUACAAUUCUCUCUCGACACCAAGGUCCCUCCACUCCCUCCGAUGCCGACCUCCCAACCUCAGAUCUCGGACCAACCUCUCCGCGCGCACUCUGCAUACACCUCUCAAACUCAUUGCUCCCGCGCGUAACACCCUUCCUCGCACGUCUACGUGCCGCACACGCCGAACGUCUCGCCCAACGCCGCCUAAGAGAAGAACAAGACGCCGCCUUCGCUCGGUCAGCAGAAGCAGACCGUGCCCGCGUUCUCGCAAAACGCGAAGAAGAGCGCCGUCAACAAGAAGAAAUCGAGAUGCAAGAACUAAUUCGUGUACGUGAAGAAGCAGAACGUCGAAAAGCUCAAGACGAAAAAGAAGAACGCGAGAAGAACCGAUUAUUAUGGUACCGCUACGCACGUCGUUCCUUACUUCCACCUGAAGCUGCACCAGGAAAGGGAUCGAUUCGCGUUGGUGUACGAUUCCCGGACGGUCGUCUUCAAGUCCGUCAUUUCUCGCCAUCCGACUCGGUCACGUCUUUGUAUGUCUUUGUCGCUUCUCAACUUAUUCCGAAAGAGCAUGCCCCUGCUGAGGACCCAACUUCACCACCAACGGGUUUCACUCCUGGAGAAAUGGGCAUCUCAGGAGACUCCUGGUCGUUCAAGCUCGCGCUUUCUUACCCUCGUCGGGAAGUACCCUGGGUAAAAUCCACCCCACUUUCAAAUAUCGACGGCCUAAAGGGCGGCGCACAACUCGUCGUGGAGAGUAUCCCAGGACACGCUCUUAUUCCAGGCAGCAAUGCACAAAGUCAAGGUGACGGAGACAGUGAUUAUGAUACAGAAGAAGAGUAG